UACAUAAUAUGAGGAUGAAAUUUACAACUGACUGCUUCUGUAAGUUCUUUUAAUUUUCUAUUUUAUAAAAGUUCCCUAUUUUCAAAUGGUCUCUACCAUCCAGGAAGACGCGCCAUGCGACAAACUGCAUGAAAGACUGUCCACAAUAACAACAAGAAAAGCAGUCACCAUGAAGAUCGCAGUGGAGGGCUGUGCCCACGGAGCGCUGGAGGAAAUCUACGGCACGCUGCAGUACCUGGAACAGCAGGAGGGCAUCCAGGUGGAGCUGCUGCUCUGCUGCGGAGACUUCCAGGCUGUGAGGAACGCAGACGACCUGGAGUGCAUGGCCGUGCCCAAGAAAUUCCGCUUUAUGGAGUCAUUCCAUAAGUAUUACAGUGGGGAAAAGAAAGCUCCCUAUCUUACCAUCUUUAUCGGAGGGAACCAUGAGGCCAGUAACUACCUAGCUGAACUACCUUAUGGAGGAUGGGUGGCACCUAACAUAUAUUACCUGGGGUAUGCUGGUGUAGUGAAUGUUGGUGGCAUCAGAAUAGGUGGUGUCUCUGGUAUCUACAAGUCACAUGAUUACAGGAAAGGCCACUAUGAAGCCCCACCCUACAAUGAGAACAACAAGCGAAGUGCCUACCACAUCCGGAGCCUGGAGGUCUUCAGGAUGAAGCAGUUGAAGAGACCCAUUGACAUCAUGAUGAGCCAUGACUGGCCCCGCGGAGUCUACCACUGCGGCAACACGAAGGAACUUCUCGCCAAGAAGUCUUUCUUCAGAAACGAGAUUGAGACCAACACCUUGGGCAGCCCUCCGGCAGAGGAGCUUCUCCGAGCUCUGAAACCAGCCUACUGGUUCUCUGGACAUCUACACUGCAAGUUUGUGGCAGCAAUAGAACAUGAGAAGGAGGGACAGGAGACACCAAAGGUGACAAAGUUCCUUGCGCUGGACAAGUGUCUUCCUCGCAGAGAUUUUCUUCAGGUUAUCGACGUCCCCAGGAAUGAGUUUGAGCCGCUGGAGUUACAGUAUGAUGCGGAGUGGUUAGCUGUCCUACAGGGGACCAACCAUUUGUUCAGCACCUCCAGGGUACCCAUGAACAUGCCUUCACAGUUCACUGAUGACAGAUGGGACUACUCUGUAAGUUCAGAAGAAAUGGAAGGUGUGAAGAAAGCCUUCAACGGCGACCUCAAAGUUCCAGAAAACUUUGUCCAGACGGCACCGACCUUCAACCCCGCCCGUCUACAGAACACGAGACAACCCAACCUGACCAUCAACCCACAGACCACUCUGCUCUGUACCAAACUGGGGGUCACCGACCCCUGCAAGAAACUCCUGAAAAUCGCAGAGGGAAACCCCGACGAGAUCAGCUUGGAUGAAGAUGACAAUGAAGAAGACACUGGCAAUCCGGAGGAAAUCAGCACCAGCGAUGUUGAUGACGCAGAUGCAGAUGAUGAUGAUGAUGACAGUGCUGCAGAAGAGGCUAUCCUACCAGUUAACCCUAACCUCACCGAGCCCAUGCCAAGUCAGGAAGAAGCCAGCAUCUCUGACGAAGAAGCAGAGCUGAUCAAAGAGAUGCACCGAAUCCGGUCGUCGCCGGCGACGUCACAAGACGACAGCUCGGACAUCCUGACCUCGCCGUUCCACACGGGGUCAGAGACGGAGAGUGCGGCCCCGGAUUUGUCGGACUCAGAUUCGUUGCACCAAGGAAAGACGGACUCAGACAGCGGGAAGAGAAGCAGCGAGAAUGAAACGGACGGGUCGGGGUCUAAGAAAAAGUUCAAGAGAAGAAAUCAGGCCAUGUAUGAAGAUACAGAGGAGAGUUGUUAGUGUCAAAAGACUGGUGUUCUGGUACCUAUUGAAAUGGUUAGAUUCGUCAAGAACAUGAGACAUUAUUCCUGUACAUUAUUGUAAAAUAUCCUCUUCUCAUGUGGUAAGUAUAUAACUUGUUAGAUGUGAUAGUAAUAAAUCAAUCUAAAUCAGUCUAAAUCAAUAAUGUAUUACUCCUGAAUAGUGCUGUGUACCUAAAGGUAACAUCAGGUAUAGGUACAGGUAUUGUUGCAGAAGUUAAGGUACAGUUCCAGUGCAAACCUUUUUAUUUGAUACGUUUAUUAUGUUACAAGAAAUGAAAUGUAAGGAACAAAUGAUUUAUGAGUUUUAAUCCCAUGUGUCUCAAAAUCAUGAAUGAUACAAAGAAUUUGGAAGAAUAGUUUUGUUUUGUUAGCAUAAAAUUUGUAGUUGACUUUAUUUUCCAAACAGCUGCACUUUAGAAUA
Messenger RNA from Branchiostoma floridae (Florida lancelet), 2251 nucleotides. RefSeq names its product lariat debranching enzyme-like. The transcript is spliced from 9 exons. Bases 86 to 1807 code for a protein of 573 amino acids. Lineage: Eukaryota; Metazoa; Chordata; Leptocardii; Amphioxiformes; Branchiostomatidae. Gene Ontology annotation, cellular component: nucleus. The record is from RefSeq and is a predicted model, not a curated record. Gene Ontology annotation, molecular function: RNA lariat debranching enzyme activity. Gene Ontology annotation, biological process: mRNA splicing, via spliceosome.